Triplophysa dalaica is the source of this 3327-nucleotide messenger RNA. Its product is annotated as beta-1,3-galactosyltransferase 1-like. The coding region runs from base 123 to 1268 and encodes 381 amino acids. The transcript has 2 exons. Gene Ontology annotation, cellular component: membrane. The record is from RefSeq and is a predicted model, not a curated record. Lineage: Eukaryota; Metazoa; Chordata; Actinopteri; Cypriniformes; Nemacheilidae. Gene Ontology annotation, molecular function: N-acetyl-beta-D-glucosaminide beta-(1,3)-galactosyltransferase activity.
CCCAAAUAAACACCUGUGUAAGGUAAGAGGAGGCGGAACAAACUAGGGCAAGUAUAAUGUUCAGAUGUAGGCUACUGUUAGAAUAACUGCUGGUAGUGGCAAAUGCAGACAAACGCUUGGAAAUGGAGGUUAAAAUCUCCAAAAGAAACGUCUGGACAAAAUCUAAUAUGGUUCAGGACCAGAUACCAUACAGAUGUCACAUUAAAAAAGGAUUCAUUACGCUAAUUACAUUGACAUUCCUAUUGUCAGCUAUUGCGUACAUCUCCGAUGUCUCUGACAUACUGGCUAUGACGCCUAACACUUUAUAUACAAAGGUGGUAAAUAAGAUACAAUCGUAUUAUGUAGUAAUCGAUUUUCCUUUUCCCCGGGACAAUCAAGUUCAACAAAUGACUACUACACAAAUAACAACUGUCACUGUAACUAAUAACACAACCUCAGGACAUUAUCAUAUAGCUUAUGCACACAACUAUCAAUUCAUCCUGGAUGAACCUGAUACAUGUCUCAAGCAGAACCCAUUUCUGGUUUUGAUGGUCCCUGUGGCCCCCCAACAACUGGAGGCUAGGAAAGCCAUCCGGAGCACUUGGGGGACAGAGACCAAUGUCCAGGGAAAAUCAGUUAUGACUCUGUUCGUGGUGGGUUUGCCCGGUGGAGCUGAUAGUAAUAAAACACAACAAGAGUUAGAGGAAGAGAGCCGACAACAUGGAGACCUACUGCAAAGCAACUUCAUUGACACGUACAUCAACUUGACCAUCAAGACGAUGGUGAUCAUGGACUGGUUGGCCACACGCUGCCCUCAAGCGUCUUACGGCAUGAAGAUCGAUUCUGACAUGUUUUUAAACCUUGAGAAUUUAAUGACCCUUCUGUUGGACCCCAAAACACCCAAACAGAACUACAUCACAGGUAUGGUGAUGUGGAACACACCUGUCAUCAGAAACAAAAACUCAAAAUGGUACGUGCCAGUGGAUCUUUACCCAGAACCAAACUACCCCACAUACUUGCUGGGGAUGGGAUAUGUUUUCUCCAAUGAUCUUCCCCCAAAAUUAGUUGAGGUUUCUAAGGACAUAAAGCCCUUCAACAUUGAAGACGCAUAUUUGGGGGCUUGUAUAAAGCGUUUAGGAGUUAAUCCCUCAAGUCCCCCAGAUCCUUCUCAGUUUAGAUCCUUUAUGAGAGAGUACAAACGUGAGGAGUUUCUCAGGGUCAUCACAACAAUCCUGGGUUCUCCUAAGCAGUUAAUUGAAUUCUGGAAGGAUGUUAGGAGGUCUGUGUGAAAGGAAUUUAAAUUUUGACUUCCUGUUUAAAUGGUUUAUUUAUUCUGGUCUGUAACUGUUCAUUAUUUGUGGAAUACCUCUCGAGUUUUUUAUAUUUCUGUCUUUAAGUAUUGUUGUGAAUUCAUUUAACAAAAACAAACUCAACUCUUUUUUUAUAGAUGAAACGUCUGAAUGUUGUUAACAGCGCCGGGACCUAUUCGCUAGCAUUGGUUUUGUCUUCAUACAAUAAAAGUGAAUGGGUGCAAGGGCUGUUCAGUUAACAACAUUCUUCAAAAUAUCUUUGUUUGUGUUUUGCCGAAGAAAUAAAGGGAGAAGCUAAAGACGCUUAAUGGAAAGCCUACAACCUUUAGCCUAAAAAGGCAUAAUGGCUUAUGCCCUGGCUUCCUCCAUUUGAGGUGUGUGUGGUGAUUUUAUCAGAUGAGGUCUUGGUUAUAAAACAGAACUUACAACACAAACAGAAAAUUGUAAGUGACAAUAAGCUUUAUGUAAUGUUCAGAGAGUAAAAUCGAAACGGGUCUGAAGUUGCAACUUUUGCUGACCUCACGCGCUCUCGGAAAUUCGAUAAUUCCCAUUUCAACUCUGAAAUAAUUCAUGGAAUUGUGCUCUUUUAAUGUUAAAAGAUAUGUGUAAUGUUUUAAUGCUAUUAAAUCAUUAUUAAUAUUAAGGUUAAUAAAUACUUUUAAUGUUAGUAAAUCCAUACAUUAGGCAAGUUUCGGGUUUGUGGUGGGUAGAAUCCCACUUCCGAGGUGUCUUGUUUGAACGCAGAAUUAACAUGAUGAGUUCACAAAUAUGUUUAUUAGCGUCUGAUGUCAUCAAGCGACGUGCUGUUUCACAAAAUCCUAGCGGAAACACUGACGUGUGCAACACAACAAUGGCUCUUCAGGUGGAUGACUUUGAGAGAAAUUGAAAGGCUGCUUUUUGAUUUUGUCUGUAAAAAUAGUGUACAUUGCAUGAGGAAAACAGUUUUAAUGAACACAUAUGAAAAUGUUGGUCUCAACUUUCUGGACUUUACUACUUUAAAUUAUACAUAUAAAAGCAACUGGAUUAGACAACUUGUUAAAUAACCAGCUUCUAUCUGGAAUGUUAUUCCUACACCUUACCUAAAUUUGGUGGCACAAAUUUCUUGUUUGUAAUUGUACUAUUAGCAUAAUACCUUUGAAACUUCCGGCAUGUCAUCUUCAAGCUUUUAGAGCAUGGUGUGUAUUCUACACACACAAUUUUUCAUCUCAGCAAUACUUUAUGUGGAAUAAUAAGGACAUUCUAUAUAAACGGAAGUCUAUUUUCUACGAAAAUAUGUUCUUUUGGUGGAUCAAUGGUUAAACUCAGAUGGCCUUUUGUUAACCUAUGACGAAUUUUUAUCAAAAUCAAUUUUUGAAAUAAUUUGCAACGGUUUUUGGUGCAAUAUAGUGGAAUUUGUAUGCUAUUUAAGCAACAAAACAGAUUAGAAUAUCAGCAACUCCAACCAUUCUCGCUCAACCAUUCUUUAAGUAAAAUGUUUUUUUCUCUCAUGCUAGGAAUAAAACUAUAAGAGCUCUCUUUCAGGAAAAUAUUGUUUCGAAACCAAAUGCACUUGCAUACUGGAAUCGUUUUGUAAAUGAUGUGGACUGGAAAAAAGUUUGUCUUCUACCUAUGGCUAUCUUUUAACAAAUUAAAUAAAACAAUUUAAAAGACUUUUACACAGAAUCCAUCCUGUUAAACAUUAUUUAACUAAAUAUACAAUAGAUAUAAAUGAGAAUUGUAGCAGAACAAAAGCCAGAAACAACUGUUCAUUUUUUGGGCAAUGCCCUUUUGUUUUGUAUUUUUGGCGUAAUUUGCUUCAUUUCAUUGUUGAAAAUAUUGAUGAAGAUUUUGUUUUACAGUGGAAAGAUGUCCUCUUAGGUCCUAGUGUGACUUGUAAAGAUAAACAAACACACAUUUACUUUAUUAAUUUCACAUUCAUAAAUGAAAAUAUUUAUGAAAGAAGACAUAUUUUUUAGGAUUUGAAAAUGAAGUAAAACAUUAUUGUGAAUCCAUAAUGCCCUCAAAGAAUCCAAACGCAAGAAGAUCUGAUUUUUCUUUC